CACAAAUGAACCUUUAACAAGGUACACCUGUUAAUUCAAAUAACAUUUUAUUUGUCACAUACAAAUGGUUAGCAGAUGUUAUUGUGAGUGGAGUGAAAUGCUUAUGCUUCAAGAUCUGACAGUGCAGCAGUAUCUACCAGGUAAGAUCCUUAUUAUUCUCUAUGUUUGGUUAGAUCAGGGUGUGACUCGGGUGGGAAAGUCUAUGUGUUCUAUUUCCUUGUUUUUGGCCGAGUAUGGUUCCCAAUCAGAGGCAGCUGUCUAUCGUUGUCUCUGAUUGGGGAUCAUAUAUAAGUUGUCAUUUUCCUUUUGGGUUUUGUGGGAUCUUGUUUUCUGUUUUUCACCUGACAGAACUGUGCGCUUUCAUUUUCACUUUUGUUAUUUUGUUUGAGUGUUUUUGAAUAUUAAAAUCAUGAACACUUUCCACGCUGCGUCUUGGUAUACUCAUUCUACCACCAACGAGAGCCGUUACAGAAGAUCCCACCAAAAACGGACCAAGCAGCGUGGCCAGGAGGAGUGGACAUGGGAAGAAAUCCUGGAUGGAGAAGGACCCUGGACGCGGGCCGGGGAGAAUCGCCGUUCAAGGAAGCAGAUGGAGGCAGCGAGAGAGGAACUGCGACGAUACGAGGAAUUAAGUCAUUGACCGAAGCCCGAGAGGCAGCUCCAAAAAUAUUAUUUUGGGGGGGCACACGGGGAGAUUGGCGGAGUCAGGGUUUAGACCUGAGCCAACUCCCUGUGCUUACCGUGGGGAGAGUGUGACCGGUCAGGCACGGUGUUAUGCGGCUCUGUGCCAGCUCCCCGCAGUUGCCGUGCUAGAGUGGGCAUUCAGCCAGGACGGACUCCUGGUCUCCGGUGUGUCGCUUCAGCCCAGGAUAUCCUGCACCAGCUCUACGCACUGUGCCAGCUCCCCGCACUUGCCGUGCUACAGGGGGUAUUCAGCCAGCUCUACGCUCCAGACCUCCAGUGCGCCUCCACGUCCCAGUAUAUCCUGCGCCAGUACGUCUUCUCAGUCCGGCUAAUGCAGGAAGUAACUGCAGCCCUCAGGAAUCACAGAAUACUGUUCCACCUCUUCUCUCCUUCUCUGGGAGCAUGCCAUCUGAACCUUGUGUCAGUGGGCAGGAGCUGGUAACAGACCAGAGGCUAUGCCAGUCCAAGUCUCACCAGGACUCCGUCCUCUCCGCCCUCAACCAGCAGAGGAAGGAUGGCCUACUCUGUGAUGUCACCCUGGUCGCCGGCGACCAGAAGUUCCACGCCCAUAAAGCAGUGCUGGCGGCGUGCAGCGAUUACUUCCGGGCCAUGUUCAGUCUGUGCAUGGUGGAGAGUGAGGCAGAUGAGGUGACUCUUCAGGGAGUGACCAGUGUGGGACUGAAACAUGCACUAGACUUCGCCUACACAGGACAGAUAAUGCUGGAGCCAGGGGUGAUUCAGGAUGUUCUGUCGGCAGGAAGUCACCUUCAGCUGCUGGAGCUGCUCAGUCUUUGCUCACACUACCUCGUCCAGGAGCUGAACAGUGUUAACUACCUGGACCUGUACCGUGUGGCCGAUCUGUUCCACCUCCCUGCUCUGGAGGAGGCUGUGGUCAGCUUCCUGGUAGAACACCUGUGUGAGCUGCAGCAGAGCCGCCAGGAGGAGGUGCUGCUGCUCCCCUACCGCCUCCUCAGGGAGGUGCUGAAGAGCGACCGCCUCACCUCCCUCAACGAGGAGGAGAUCUGGCAGCUGGUGGUGUGCUGGUUAGAGCAUGACUGUCGGUACCAGUACACCGAGGACCUGAUACAGCACGUUCGUUACGGCCUUAUGGACGUGGCCGCCCUGCACCACGUGGCACAGUGCCACCCGCUGGUCCAGUCCAGUGCCACCGCCGCCGCCCUAGUGGACGAGGCUCUAGAGUACCACCGUGCCACCUACGCCCAACCCCUCCGCCAGACCGCCCACACCAAGCCCCGCUUCCAGUCUCUCACCCUCUACAUCGCUGGCGGGCGCAAGCGCGAGGUGAGCCGCGUACGGGAGCUGCGCUACUUCAACCCGGCCGCCCAGGAGACCGUGCGCGUGGCCGGGUGCUCCAACUGGAGCGAGCUGGCGCCCAUGCCCGCCGGGCGCAGCCACCACUGCGUGGCCGUCAUGGGUCACUUCCUGUUUGUGGCAGGCGGCGAGGUGGAGCAUUCCACGGGGAGAACGUGUGCGGUGAGGACCGCUUGUCGUUACGACCCCCGGGGGAACCGCUGGACUGAGAUAGCCUCCAUGAAGGCGUGCAGGGAACACUUUGUCCUGGGGGCUCUGGGCCAGUACCUGUACGCGGUGGGGGGGAGGAACGAGCUGAGACAGGUGCUGCCCACCGUGGAACGCUACUGUCCGAAGAGGAACAAGUGGACCUUCGUCCAGUCCUUUGACCGCUCGCUGUCCUGCCACGCCGGCUGUGUGGCUGACAACCUGCUCUGGGUCUCAGGUGGAGUCACAAACACAGCUCAGUACCAGAAUAGACUGAUGGUAUACGACCCAGAACAGAACCAGUGGCUGGCCCGCAGUCCCAUGCUACAGAGGCGAGUGUACCAUGUCAUGGCCGUGGCGAGAAGGCAGCUGUAUGUGCUGGGAGGAAAUGACCUGGACUACAACAACGACCGCAUCCUGGUCCGCCACAUCGACUCCUACGACAUAGACAUGGACCAGUGGACCCGCUGCACCUUCAGCCUACUCACGGGUCAGAAUGAAUCUGGAGUGGCAGUCCAUGAUGACCGAAUCUAUGUUGUCGGUGGAUAUUCUAUCUGGACCAAUGAGCCCCUAGCGUGUAUUCAGGUGUUGGAUGUGAGCACGGAGGGGAAGGAGGAAGUGUUCUAUGGACCAACUCUACCGUUCGCCUCCAAUGGAAUAGCAACGUGUUUCCUUCCUGCCCCAUACUUCACCUGCCCCAACCUCCAGACUCUACAAGUGCCCCAUCACAGGAUAGGGCCUGUCUAACACACUAAUAUAGACUACAGUAAAUGUCUACAUAGAUACAUCAUGCAGCUCUUAUGGACAUACAACUAUGUAACACAAAAUAACUCAUUUACAACAACACCACUCCCCCCCCCCUCUCUUCCUCUAAAUGCAUUCACACACUAUUGCCACCCAGAAAAGAUUACCCACGUCUUCCCCAGUUUCAGGAUCCCAACCUAACCACUCCCAAGUGCAGGUGUCACUGCCCAUCCUUGACACUACCCAUAAACUGAACAAAAACGUGGCCCUGUAUGAAAGGAGGGUCCUCGAGGACAUUGAGGAGGUUCCCUAUUCAGCUACCCUGUGAUGAUGGACUGAUCUUCCAUCAGCUGCAGGGUUUGGGUCAAUUCCAUUUCAAUUCAGUCAAUUCAGGAAGUAAAACAGAAAUUCUGAUGACAAUUUUGCUCAUUGAAAAGCAUUGAGAAUAAUAGAUAUUCGAUUGGAAUAAUAUAUCCCGAACUGCCAUAGAAUUGACCCCAAACCCUGCUCAGAUGACUGGUUGAAAUAAAGGGGCAGCACUAGUCAAUGGUGCAGAACAGGAGAUCGCAAUGCUGGAGCACUCAAGGGGAGCAGAGCUCUCUACGGAGUGAAAUGACUCCCUCUUUUACUAAUGCCCUCUAGGGCUAUUGGCACUCUAACUAGCUGUACUUACUUACUACUUACCAUAACCCAUCUACUCCAUACAAAGCCAAUGGACCCAUCAUUUCAACUGAAACCGGUUAUGUGUGAACUGUGGACCCAAUCUUACUCUUUUCUUGAGCGUGUGUUUUCUAUUCAAGCUCAGGAUUUAAGACUGUUUAAACAGUUCAAUGAAUGUCUGACCACUGUUAUCAUACAGUGCAUAUACUCAACAUACUGUGUGUAGGAGAACCUAAGCUAUGUGUUGCCGCUGUCUUAUGCCAUUUUCAAAACGUCUUGUUUUACUUUGAGCAAAAAAAGACAUAAGUAAUUCUGUAACUCCACCAGCCUCCAGCAGUGAGAGGAAGUGUGAGAAAAAAAUGUAUGUCUUGUUUUCAGAAUAAAGAGGUACAGUACUGUAUCAAUAAAGCCCAUAAAUUGAAUCGAGCAAGUUAA
Messenger RNA from Oncorhynchus nerka (sockeye salmon), 4041 nucleotides. It is a transcript of the gene klhl32, whose product is annotated as kelch-like family member 32. Lineage: Eukaryota; Metazoa; Chordata; Actinopteri; Salmoniformes; Salmonidae. The record is from RefSeq and is a predicted model, not a curated record. The transcript has 11 exons. Bases 1087 to 2949 code for a protein of 620 amino acids. Gene Ontology annotation, molecular function: protein binding.